AUGCCGCCCGCGAUCAGCGACGGUGAAGACUCAGCCUCUGGCUCUGAGGCCGAGAUCCCUUACAAAGCGGCGCCGAAAGUCGCGUCUAAGGAUGUCGAGGAGGAGGAAGAUGAUGAUGACGAGUCCGCAGAAGAAUAUGUCGUCGAGAAAGUCAUGAAUCACAUCUUCGAAGAUGAUGGCACCGUCAUGUACGAGAUCAAAUGGCAAGGCUACCCGAAGAAAGAGGAUCGCACGUGGGAGCCCGAGGAGAAUCUUACUGGCGCGAAGGAAGCACUGGAUGAGUACUUUCAGAAGCUCGGCGGACGGCCGACUCUCGGCGGUAACAAGAAGAGAAAGGCAUCCCAGACUCCGUCUGGCACCCCGGCAGGCAAGGGCCGUGGCCGCGGUCGCAGCUCAAUCAAGGAAGAAGAGGCGGAAGUAUCAGCGGAGCCGGAACCGAAGGUUAAAAAGGAAAAAGCACCUUCCUUCCCAAAGGGAUCUUGGGAAGAGCACAUUCAGAGCGUCGACACAAUCGAGGAAGUCCCGAACGCAAAGACCGGGGAGCGGGAGCGCUUUGCGCUGGUUGUCUGGGCAGAUGGUAGCAAGACACGCCAUGGCCUGGCAGUGCUCAACCAGAAGUGUCCUCAGAAGAUGCUCACGUACUAUGAACAGCAUCUGUACUUCAACUACAACUGA
Diplodia corticola is the source of this 675-nucleotide messenger RNA. RefSeq names its product chromo domain-containing protein. The record is from RefSeq and is a predicted model, not a curated record. The transcript is spliced from 6 exons. Gene Ontology annotation, molecular function: chromatin binding. Gene Ontology annotation, biological process: chromatin organization; negative regulation of transcription by RNA polymerase II. The coding region runs from base 1 to 675 and encodes 224 amino acids. NCBI's taxonomy places the organism in Eukaryota, Fungi, Ascomycota, Dothideomycetes, Botryosphaeriales, Botryosphaeriaceae. Gene Ontology annotation, cellular component: pericentric heterochromatin; nucleus.